UUCUUUGAAUCCUCUUGUGUACAGAUUCUAUAGUUGUGAUGUCAGUUGACUUGGGCAGCGAUUGGAUGAAAAUUGCAAUUGUGAAGCCCGGUGUACCAAUGGAGAUUGUUCUAAACAAGGAGUCCAGAAGGAAAACUCCAGUGGCCGUAUGUUUAAAGGAGAAUGAGCGCCUGUUUGGAGAUGGUGCUCUGGGAGUGUCUGUGAAGAACCCCAAAGUGGUGUACAGGUAUCUGCAGGACCUCUUGGGGAAGCAGAAGGAGAACCCUCUGGUGGCGUUGUACCAAAAACGCUUCCCUGAACACCGCUUAGAAAAAGAGGAGAAUCGGGGCACGGUUGUCUUCAAGAACUCUGAAGAGAUGCUGUAUUCACCGGAGGAGAUUCUUGGCAUGGUUUUGAACUACUCGCGAGGGUUGGCACAGGACUUUGCAGAACAAACCAUUAAAGAUGCCGUGAUCACAGUACCAGCCUUUUUCAAUCAGGCAGAGCGUAGGGCAGUCCUGCAGGCGGCCCAGAUGGCAGGCCUGAAGGUCCUUCAGCUAAUCAACGACAACACAGCUGUCGCUUUGAACUACGGGGUCUUCAGGAGGAAGGACAUUAAUAGUACAGCUCAGAACGUGAUGUUUUAUGACAUGGGCUCAGGCAGUACAGUGGCCACCAUUGUCACAUACCAGACUGUGAAGACAAAGGAUUCUGGGACACAACCUCAGCUGCAGAUUCGGGGGGUGGGGUUCGACCGCACGCUGGGCGGGUUCGAGAUGGAGCUGAGGCUGCGGGACCACCUGGCCAAGCUCUUCAACGAGCAGAAGAAGACCAAGAAGGACGUGCGGGAGAACGCCCGGGCCAUGGCCAAGCUCCUCAAAGAGGCUCAGCGGUUAAAGACCGUGCUGAGCGCCAAUGCUGAGCACACGGCACAGGUGGAAGGCCUCCUGGAUGACAUAGACUUCAAGGCGAAGGUGACGCGGUCGGAGUUGGAGGUGCUGUGCGGCGACCUGUUCGACAGGGUUCCGGGCCCCGUCCAGGAAGCACUCAGCUCUUCGGAAAUGUCCAUGGAUGAGAUUGAGCAGGUGAUCCUGGUUGGAGGGGCGACUCGGGUGCCGAAAGUGCAAGAGGCCCUGCUGAAAGCCGUGGGAAAAGAGGAGCUGGGGAAGAACAUCAACGCGGACGAGGCGGCGGCGAUGGGCGCGGUUUACCAGGCCGCGGCGCUCAGCAAGGCGUUCAAGGUCAAACCUUUCCUGGUGCGAGACGCCGCCAUGUUCCCCAUUCAGGUGGAGUUCACUCGGGAGACUGAAGAAGAGGACGGGGUGAAGAGCCUGAAGCACAACAAGCGCAUCCUGUUCCAGAGAAUGGCGCCCUACCCCCAGAGGAAGGUCAUCACCUUCAACCGCUACACUGACGAUUUCGUCUUCAGCGUCAACUACGGGGACCUCACGUUCCUCAGCGCGCAAGACCUCAGUGUGUUCGGCUCUCUGAACCUGACGACAGUCAAGCUGACCGGUGUUGGAAGCAGCUUCAAGAAGCACGGGGAUGCAGAGUCGAAGGGCAUCAAGGCCCAUUUCAACAUGGACGAGAGCGGCGUGCUGACGCUGGACAGGGUGGAGUCUGUGUUUGAGACCGUCGUUGAAGAGAAAGAGGAGGAAUCCACUCUGACAAAACUUGGAAACACCAUUUCAAGCCUCUUUGGUGGAGGAAGCUCAGAACCCAGUGUAAAUGCAUCUGAACCUGUGCAGGAUGAGGAAGAGGUCCCACCAGAGACUGGGAAAGAAGACGACCAGGCCCAGAAGGAAGACAUACCUGCCCAGGAGGAGAAACAGGAGGCCGGGGAAAAAGCAGAGAGCGAGACUCAGGACGAGGAGAAGGCAGAGGGCGAGAAAGCUGAUGCUAAUUCGGACUCCCAGGACCAAAAGGAAGCAGAAAAAUCUGAGGAAAAGAAGCCAAGUGAGGAAGAAGGAAAGACUGAGGAAAAGGAGGAUAAGAAAGCCAAGCCCCAGAAGAGGACCAAGAUUUCAGAUGAAAUCGGAGUGGAGCUCCAAGUGAAUGAUGUUCUGAACCCGAGCCCCGAUCAGAUCGAGGCUUCCAAUAAAAAAUUGCAAGACCUCACCGACCGCGAUCUGGAGAAGCACGAGAGAGAGAAGGCACUGAACAGUCUGGAGGCGUUCAUCUUCGAGACGCAGGACAAGCUGUACCAGGACGAGUAUCAGGCCGUGGUCUCCGAAGAGGAGAAGGAGCAGAUCACGGGCAAGCUGAGCGAGGCCUCCGAUUGGAUGGACGAGGAGGGCUACUCCGCGGGCACCAAAGAGCUGAAGGAGAAGCUGUCGGAGCUGAAGAAGCUGUGCAAGGCCAUGUUCUUCCGGGUGGAGGAGCGCAGGAAAUGGCCAGACCGCCUGGCCGCCCUCGACAGCAUGCUCAACCAUUCCGCCUUCUUCCUCAAGAGUGCCAAACUCAUUCCAGAAGAUGACCAAAUCUUUACUGAGGUGGAGCUAAAGACUUUGGAAAAAGUCAUAAAUGAGACCACGACGUGGAAGAACGAGACGGUGGCCGAGCAGGAGAAGCGGUCGUCCACGGAGAGGCCCGUCCUGCUGUCCAAAGACAUCGAAUCCAAGCUGGCGCUGCUGGACCGCGAGGUCAACUACCUGCUCAACAAGGCCAAGUUUGCCAAGCCUAAGCCCAAACCCAAACCCGCGUCCGCGGAGAAGAACGGCACCGGAACGGAGAACGGCAAGGCCAACGGCACCGAGGCGGACGCCGAGAAAGUCAUCCCACCCAAGGAGGCGCCUUCUCCUGAGGAAGCCCCAGAAGCACCUGAGGAGGUGAAGCCGGCUGAAGAGCCGCCCACUGCUGAGGAUUCUGGGAAAGAGACCGAGACGAACAAAGAAUCGGAGCGCCCAGAAGGAGCAACAAACACGGAACCAUCUGAGAACAAUAAAUCAGAAAAUCAUAUAGGGGAUGAAUUAUAAGAACUGGAACUCUUGGAGGAAAAACAAAAUCCAUUGUAUUUAUUGACAAUUGUUCAACUUUAAUUUCUGCCCCCCCUCCAACUUAAUUUAAACCACCAUGUGUCAUUGGAUCAGUUCGGAGAAGCCUUUAGGUGUACAUUUUUUAGGGCUCUCCAAGUGAAUUGCCCUCGGGUACUUCCCUCUGUCCCUCUCCCCUGCAAACAUAUGCGAGACCAUUAAGAAGAGCACUUAGGAGCCUAAGAAAACCACAGAAAUGGCUGUACCUGAAGUUUGGGUGAAUAAUGUAGUUUUUUUUUUUUUUUGUUUUUUUUUGGCUUUCUUCAAAUUUAGCAUUUUUGUGUAUUUCUGUAUAACUCAUCUGAGAACCUUGGCAUAACCCUUUGGGAACAAGGCUUUAAGUUGAGGUGUGAGUGAGAUGUGGAAAGCAGAAGUUUUGAGUGGUUUCUUCACAAAAUCUGUCUGUCUGCCCCAGCUCUGAGCGUGCUACUCUGCCCAAUAUACGCACAAAGAAUGGCAAAUAUGUGUCCGUUUCAGACUUUUCACAUUUCCCAUGUAUCCAAGAUCACUAUUAAAUGGUGUCAAAAACUAGUAGAUUUUUUCAGUGACAGGUAAUGGACUGUUGAAGACGAUUAUGUGACCCAGCCAAUUAUGAAGUUACCACUUGUUAGGAAAGGGAGAUUGAAUUGUGGAAUUAAUGUGUGUGCAGUUGGCUUCUUUAUUUCCUUUUAGUUUGUGGUGGGGAAUUUUGGGUUGGACAUUGGAAAUUAUGGACUUUGUGAAAUAUAGUUCCUUUCUGAUACACACAUACAUCAGAGAUGAGUUAAAUGGAAAAAUCUUUGCACGGUGUUUGUGGCUCUGCUGUUGGGAGAUGACAGCCACGGCCUAAGACUGCCGCUGGACAUAAUUUCCCAUCAGCACCUCAGUAAAACCAUGUGCAGUGGGUUUGCUUCUACAGGAUGGAAUAUAACAUUUUGCAGCUGUACAAACUGCAACAGAAAUCUGCUGCAGGAUGUGAGGAUAAAUUGAGAGGAGUUAUGGAGGAUAAAGUGUUAGACAUUUCAGACGUUUGCCUCAAUCUUAAAAAAAAUAAAUAAUUUUUAAAAAAGAGAUCUAAAUGUACCUCAGACAUUAAUUUUGUGUAACUUAUUUGACAUUUUCAUCUAUUUGACAAGCCUUUGUAGUUCUCUGCCAUUUCAACUGAAUCUGAAACGAGUACAAUACCAAAGGGUAUUAGUGUUGUCAAUGCGGAGACCAUUUUGAGAAGAAUUGCCCUCCCACCCCCCAACAACCAAAUCUCAUGUAUUGCAGUUGAGAAUAUUUUUUGCAUGAUUAUACAUGAUUUGUUCUGUUGUAUGGUACUUUUAUUACAGAUUUUUCCUCUCUUCAGUUUUGCUCAGUACUAUACGGUAUGCCUUUUCAAUCCGCUGUGUGCAUUUUGGAGUUUUCUGUGGUAUUUCUGUGAAUUCACAUUUUCAGGAUGAGAACUGCACUGACUUCAGGCAACCAGGAUUCCUCCCACAUCCCUUGUGUUGCUCAAAAAGAAGAAAACAUAAAUAGGUUUUAAAAACUCACUGCUGGUUCCAUACUUCACUUUGGUGCAAUCCUGUUUGUGGAAAUAAAGAUCUCAUCGUGGUGUGGGGAGGGGAGGGGUGUCAAAUGUUUUUGUUUCUAAAGAAUGUUAAUAAAGUCUCUUUUUUAAGUUUUA
This is a messenger RNA of Anguilla rostrata (American eel), 4659 nucleotides long. RefSeq names its product hypoxia up-regulated 1 (gene hyou1). Gene Ontology annotation, biological process: negative regulation of hypoxia-induced intrinsic apoptotic signaling pathway; endoplasmic reticulum unfolded protein response. Gene Ontology annotation, molecular function: ATP-dependent protein folding chaperone; ATP binding. The record is from RefSeq and is a predicted model, not a curated record. The coding region runs from base 39 to 2954 and encodes 971 amino acids. NCBI's taxonomy places the organism in Eukaryota, Metazoa, Chordata, Actinopteri, Anguilliformes, Anguillidae. Gene Ontology annotation, cellular component: endoplasmic reticulum chaperone complex. The transcript is spliced from 22 exons.